AAUAAAUCAGAGAAAACUCAACUUCCCAGAAACGCCGCUGCUCUAUUCGCUUGUAACUGUCAAUCUGGGAAAAAAAAGGGCAGAAAAAGUCAUAUUUAUGAGCUAACAAUUCUUCACAGAAACUUUAGCGAUGGAGGAAGUUGACAAGAUUCUGAUUCACGCCCUCAGACAAGUCGGCACUGAGGUGAGCGAGGAGGUGGUCAGCGUCAAGCACUUCACCAGUGAGCUGAUAGUGGAGGCGGUGGUGAGAUGUAUGCGCGUGAUCGAUCCAGGCCUGGGCGGCGGGCUACCCACCUCCCUUCCUCCCGGCAUGUCUGCUCGCUUCAGGGUGGGCAUGAGCCUGGCACAGGCCUGUCAGGACAUUGGCUAUAAAGGAGAGAUUGGCUACCAGACCUUUCUGUACAGCAAUGAGCCAGAGAUCCGCUCCCUGUUCAUGUUCCUGGUGGAGAAGCUACCCCGAGAGAGUGCCGAGACCUCUGACCAACCGACAGGUAAAUCGGCGGUCCUCCAGAGAGCCAUCGCCGCUGCGAUCAAAGCCCAGCUGGCCGUUUCCUGGGUGCCUCCAAACUGCCGCCUACCACUGCACUGUGAAACUCAGAGUCAAGGAGCGUUGCACAGCUUCCGUGUGCAGCCCAUCAGCCUACCACGCUGCACUAAAGGUUCUGGCAAGAAGCAUCUCAAAGAGGUGAAGGACUACCACAGAGACCACCUUCCUCCUGUAACCGCCCAGUUUUCCACUCAUUCCUCUAUGGUGGCAUCCAUGUUGGAGCAACACAUGGCCGAGCUGAGUGCGGCUCAGGAGUGGGACAACGAGUGGAAGAGUCAGGGGCUGCUGUCUCGCCUCACGCCACAGGAGUACCGCUCACGGAAGCUGACGCGGCUCCGUAAACGCAUUGAGGAGCAGCUGCGCUCUGCUGCUGUGCCCUCUCCUGAAAGUGCCUUCGGUGUUUCUCGCUCCACGUCCGACCUGUCUGAGCUCCUGCAGACCUUCAGAGGCUCCGCCCCCUCUGACCACAUCCUGACUAAGGGCACGCAUUUCACCCACACUCAGAAGUUCACCUUCACACAGGAAGCGGCAGCAGUAACGAGCGCCGUCCUCCCCACGCGUCAGUCGGAGGGGGAUACCCAGCUCCGUCAGCAGGAGGAGCUCGCCUCCCUCCAGCAGCAGUUCCAGCAGCUCUGUGAUGACGUCGACCAGCUGGCCGCAGACAUGAAGCACAUGAGUGUCACCAAUGCACAGGUGUUAGAUGAGCUGAAGCAGAGGGAGCUGGGAAACACUGGAAAAGAGGAGAAGAUGCAGGUGAAGAAGAAAACCAACGACCUGCUGCCAGAUGCAGACGACAACCUGCUCAAGCUUCAGUCUGUGGUGGAGGCCAGCGCUAAGCGGGUGGUGAACCUGGCGUCUCAGUGGGAGAAGCAUCGCGCGCCGCUCAUCGAUGAGCAUCGCAGACUAAAAGAAAUCUGCAGCAGCCAAGAUCUGGAGUCAUCCAGAAAACUGUCAGAGAUCAAGACUCUGCAUGAAAAAAUCCGUGUGGCCACAGAGGAGGCAAAGAAGAAGGAAGAAACGUACAAACAGCUGGUCACGGAGUUGGAAAGCCUUCCUCAGGAUGUGUCCCGGUCGGCUUACACUCAGAGGAUUCUAGAAAUCGUCAACAACAUCAAAAAACAGAAGGAGGAAAUUACAAAGAUUUUGUCAGACACGAAGGAGCUGCAGAAGGAGAUCAACAGUCUGACGGGAAAACUGGACCGGACCUUUGCUGUGACCGAUGAGCUAGUCUUCAAGGAUGCAAAGAAGGAUGAAUCCGUCCGAAAAUCCUACAAGUACCUGGCUGCUUUGCAUGAAAACUGUAAUCAGCUGAUCCAAACCAUCGAGGACACUGGCACAAUCCUGAGGGAGAUCAGAGAUCUGGAGGAGCAGAUUGAAACAGAAAACAGCAACAAAACUGUGGCUAACCUGGAGAGGAUUCUGGACGACUACAAGGCGAUCCGACAGGAGAAUUCUGCACUUGCUGCCAAAGUCAGAGAAGGCUGAACGAAGCUUUGGUUUGCUAGCACUGUAAACAGAUGUGAAUGGGACAGAAGCAGCACUCCAUGUUGUUUCACACUGUGGAGACUGUGGUUCCUUAACGCGGAGGCCUAUUUUCUUUAGAGACAAGCUGAUUUUUCUACCAUGGAACCUAAUCUGGUAUUUUAAUACACAUCACGGAUGGAGAAGACAGGAUCUGGGGCGUAGCUCUGACAGUCCUUGCACUGGCUUGGUUGUUGUGUGAAACAGAGCGUUGGACAGCAGAGGGCGCUGUUAUAAAAUGUUUUCAUAAGAUAUGGCUGUUUAUAAUUAAGUCUUCGACCUUGAAUUCUUAAUACAUGAAUUAUUGUUCCAUUUUCAGACAUUACCAGAUCUCUCAUGAUUAUAUUUGAACUUAAGUCGAGUGAAUGGCAUUUGAAUGUAGUCUAUUAAAAAUGUUGUCUGAUCCAUCAGCAGAGUAUUGUUGUAUACAUGGUACCAGUUUAAUAAAGAUGCCUUACAUACUUGAAGAUAUUGUGAUUUUUACUAAUGGUUCUGAUCAUCUAACACUAAUAAAACAUCCAAGAUAAUCUGA
Melanotaenia boesemani (Boeseman's rainbowfish) is the source of this 2600-nucleotide messenger RNA. RefSeq names its product coiled-coil domain containing 22 (gene ccdc22). Bases 131 to 2032 code for a protein of 633 amino acids. The transcript is spliced from 17 exons. Gene Ontology annotation, biological process: positive regulation of ubiquitin-dependent protein catabolic process. The record is from RefSeq and is a predicted model, not a curated record. Lineage: Eukaryota; Metazoa; Chordata; Actinopteri; Atheriniformes; Melanotaeniidae. Gene Ontology annotation, molecular function: cullin family protein binding.